Klebsormidium nitens is the source of this 1823-nucleotide messenger RNA. Lineage: Eukaryota; Viridiplantae; Streptophyta; Klebsormidiophyceae; Klebsormidiales; Klebsormidiaceae. The record is from the annotation of a GenBank genome assembly.
CUUGCCGGAAACCCCACCGGAGGCUCCAGUCCACCUUGUUAAAGUCGUAAGCUGGGCCUAGCUGUAGGAUGCACAGCUGUGAAUCUGAUGGCAGCGCAAAUGGAUACAGAAUAUCGUAUGCUUUUUCUGAUGUUGGUGCGCCAGCUGCAUCCUUCGAUAAUCAAGUCAGAAUUCAGGUGCACUGCAGGGCUUGUAUGCUGAUAACUUCUACCAGAAGGCUGCUAUCGAGACAUUUUUCAAGAUAUUCCAAGCUUGCUGCCAAAACGUAGUAGGUAUGGCGCCCCUCCCUCAAACGGUGGCACUGGUUACUGGGGGCUCUGGCAUUGUUGGAGCGGGAGUGAUAUACGCAUUUCUGAAAGCAGGUGCUCAAGUGAUUGCCCCUGUUCGGAAUGAGAAAGGCAAGGGCAGCCUGCUAGGUGAUCUGCGCGACCUGGACAAGCCAACGUUGGCCCACUUGGAGAUUCCAACUGCCGAUCUUUCGGACCCCAAGAGCGUAGCGGAGCUGGGGGAAAUGGUGAAGGCCAAGCACGGCAGCCUUGACCAUGUGGUGACAUCAGUAGGCGGCUGGUGGCAGAAAGGCCCCAUCCUGCAGUUUGCCAACCUUGAGACCAGUUACGACGAGAUGCUGACCGAAUACAAAGCCCGCGUGCUGUCGCAUUACAUGCUGGCCAAGGUCUUUGUGCCCUUUCUCAAAGUCGACGCGGCCAGCUCGUUUACCUUCAUCACUGGCUCAUUAGGCGAGGCUCCCGUCUUUCCGGACGCGAGCAUGAUCACCGCGCAAGUUGGCGCGCUCAUGAUCCUGAUCCGCACGAUCCAGGCGGAGCUCGCGGAACAGCCGUAUCGCGUAAACGAAUUUUGCAUUGGGACGCUCGUGAAACGGCACGGUGAGGCGGACAACAACCAGAGCGGUUCAGCGACGAACCGCCAGAUCGGGCUCAAGGUGCUGGAGACCAUCGAGAGCACGGGAGAGAGCGGGAAGAUCAAAGUCGGGGCUGAUGAUCUGCCCAACGUGGAGUAAAGGGGGGGGGUCAUUUGUUGAGGUGGACGACGAAGCCCUCACACCCUUUCGAGUGCUCAAUGAUACUUGUCUGUUGUGGCGUGCAAGGACGUGUUGCAUGCGCGUGCGGGUUUGGAGCUCAACCCUAUCGAGAUAGUUGCAUGAAUUGCGUAAUUAUAGAGAUACUAGGCGGCUGUAACCCUGCCCGACCCGCCAAAGACACCCAAGACGCCUGUAAUUCCCUUGGUGAACCUCCAAGAUACUCAGGUGCUCCACAUGUGAAACAAAGAGGCGUUUGGAACAUCCAACUUGACUAGUUUACCCACGGUUGUACAGCUGGACACGGCGACUUUGAACUGCUGAUUCCCAGUCUCGUCAUAAGCAGCCUCACUUUCGGGGUAUUCCAAUAGACAGAUGGAAGUUGGACGUACAUAUUGUUGGACGUACAAUGUUAGUGACUCAUUGUAGGCGGAUGGAAGUUGGUCCGCAGGCCGAGAGGGCCUGCCGUGCAAUUGCUCAAUGUACGGUAUUCGGCCUUGGACAGAAUGAACGAGACAGUUUGGCUGAAUACAGAGUCCGUAUUUUAACGGGCAAGUUACAGAAACAGAUACUAGAUGUGAGCUGCGGAUGAGUCAUGCAAGGCUAAGGCGCGGUUCCAGGCAUCACAGUCACUGUUGCCGGAGUAACUAUUCUUUUUGACACCACAACCGCAUGCAGAUAUAGACAGGGAGACUUUGCACGCCCGGCCGCAACAAUGAUGUAACCCGGCAGAUUGCUUCCAUCGAAUCUGCCGGUAGGUCACGUAUUCAAUUAACAAACCGUCGAG